Osmerus eperlanus (European smelt) is the source of this 3014-nucleotide messenger RNA. It is a transcript of the gene prkcba, whose product is annotated as protein kinase C, beta a. The record is from RefSeq and is a predicted model, not a curated record. Gene Ontology annotation, molecular function: ATP binding; protein serine/threonine kinase activity. NCBI's taxonomy places the organism in Eukaryota, Metazoa, Chordata, Actinopteri, Osmeriformes, Osmeridae. Gene Ontology annotation, cellular component: cytoplasm; nucleus. Gene Ontology annotation, biological process: protein phosphorylation.
GAUUUGGUGUGAAGAACCAUGGAGAGCUUGUGAGACACCAACAUCAUCCUCUCUCUCACACACACAAACACACACACACACACACACACACACAACUGGGGCAGAACUAGCGAAAGCACGCGCGCACACAUACAGGGACCGACAGACAGACACACGCACGCACACCAAACACACACAGCUGUAGAAACAGCAGCAGUAUAGCGCGAGGCUGCGGGCGUGUACCGUGCGAACAGGGAAGCGCACGGCACGGGGACCCGCCGCCGGAAACAGGGAGCAACAGCAGCAGCGCGAGCUCAGGAGAAGGGCACCGGAAGACUACUGGGGGAACACGACACACAACCGCGAGGAAAAAGGAGUAGCACGCACCUGCGGCGGGGUGUAAACGCACCGAUAACUCCACGGUACCGAUCCCCCACACUUCCGCGUUAAAAUGGCCGAGCAAGGCAAUAGCGACGGAGAGGGAGCGGAGAACGCGCGCGGCUUCGCCCGCCAGGGAGCCCUCCGUCAGAAGAACGUUCACGAGGUGAAGGACCACAAGUUUAUCGCACGCUUCUUCAAGCAACCCACGUUCUGCAGCCACUGCACCGAUUUCAUCUGGGGCUUCGGCAAGCAGGGCUUCCAGUGCCAAGGUGAGAGCUGUCUUCAUGGUAACCACUGUAGUCAUGGUAACAGUCUAGACACACACACACACUCCAUGCUCUCUGCUACAGCUGUGACAAACUUGAUGUCAAUUGGCCUGUUCUUCCUGCACUCUAAAGGCAUCGUUUACCGGGACCUGAAGCUUGAUAACGUCAUGCUCGACUCGGAGGGCCACAUCAAGAUAGCAGACUUUGGGAUGUGUAAGGAGAACAUGCUGGAUGGCGUCACCACCAAGACCUUCUGUGGAACACCCGACUACAUCGCUCCGGAGAUCAUAGCAUACCAGCCGUACGGGAGGUCAGUGGACUGGUGGGCCUUUGGAGUACUGCUCUACGAGAUGCUGGCAGGACAGCCCCCUUUUGAUGGUGAGGAUGAGGAUGAACUGUUCCAGUCCAUCAUGGAGCAUCAUGUCUCCUACCCCAAGUCCCUCUCCAAGGAAGCUGUCGCCAUCUGCAAGGGGCUGAUGACCAAGCACCCAGGGAAGCGUCUGGGCUGCGGUCCUGAGGGCGAGAGGGACAUCAGGGACCAGGCCUUCUUCAGGUACAUGGACUGGGCCAAGCUGCAGAACAUGGAGGUGCAGCCGCCCUUCAAACCCAAAGCUUGCGGACGUGACGCUGAGAACUUUGAUCGUUUUUUCACGCGCCACCCCCCCGUCCUGACCCCCCCCGACCAGGAAGUCAUCCAGAACCUGGACCAGGAAGAGUUCCAGGGCUUCUCAUUCGUUAACCCAGAAUACCCCGACAUGGACUGACCAAUCAUAGGGCUGUAUUCACUCCUAAUCCCUCCCCCACCACUUUCCCUAAACCAAUCAUCUCAUAUCCUCUAUCCAUGUAGCUGGUAGGAGGAGUCUGGAUAACUCCGCCCCCAGCCACCAGCAGCCAACCACAGCCUCAUGUGUGUACAGAGUUGGGCCAGUGAAAUCACCAGACGUUGAAUAUUUUGAUGAUAGAAUGUCCAAACAGCGACACUGAGCAGAACGGACCUGUUGACUCUAGUUUAGACCGGUAUAGACCAGUAUAGAAACAAUUAUAGACCAGUUUAGACCAGUAAUGAAUCCAUUCUCCACCAUGAGGCUGUGGAUCAACUCCUUGUUUGCUGGCCCUUAAAAUGCAUCCUUCCUACUUAACUUCCUGUGAAAUACCUUGUCAUGUGACAGCUGUGUAAAAGACCACAUGGUCUCUGGUCAAUCAGGGUGAAUUAUAACAUCUCCUCAAGGAAGGGAGGAGGAAGGAAGGAAGGAAAGGAGAGAACAUUUCUCCAAACAGGGUAAUCAGUACUUAAUAACAUUGAUUGAUUUGUUUCAAUCAGGAUGACCUCAUAAUGUUCUGGGACCAAAACUGAUACACAAACAUUCCACCUGUCAAUAUAAGUUUGUUGUAGUGUUGAGGAUGUUAUGAUCAUGUUGAUAUCUACCUUGUUAUGGCCAGUCAACCAUACAGAACUGUGUUUACACUGAGUUCAAAGCCUACUGGCAACUCUAGUUCACACACACACACACACACAGAGAACUCACACACACACACACACACACAGAGAACUCACACACAGAGAACUCACACACACACAGAGAACUCACACACACACGCACACACACACACACACACAGAGAACUCACACACGCACACACAGAACUCACUCGCUUACACACACACCUCACACUUGUUCUCCACUUGUAAGAGUGCUGUAACUGUUAAACUGUGCCAAAGUGGUGGAGGGAGACUGCUGUCUGGAUUGAGACACAGCCCUGGCUCCAGCGGUUGAUGAGGGGGCAUCUCAUAUCUCUGCCGACGCGCCCUCUCACCCCUGCUGUUAUCUCUUGCUCUCCUUCAUUGUAGGCCUCACUCUCUUCUACUAUGAUGAUGAUGACGAUGAUGAUGAAGACUGAUUCCUGUAUUUUCCGGCAAAUUGGAAGUGUGUGUGUGUCAACUGGUAGCUGGGGGGGGGGGGGGGGGAGGAGGUGGCGGAUUCAUAUUAAUAUUAUACUGACGUUCAUGUGUCAAAUUUCUGUGUCAGUUUAUCUGUGGGGACUACACUGGAUGAUUGAGAGGAUGAUGAUGGUUAGGAUGAUGAUGGUGUGGAGGAGGAAGCUGGCUAGUUGGUAAUUCUAUAUCCAGAUGUACCUAUAUGUUAUCAAGCUGGUGAAGAUGGUGAAGACCACCAUAGAUAAUAUUACAGUUUUGGUAUGGGUGGGAGAGAGUAUGACAAAGAUAUUAUGGGAUGUUGUAUUGAUAGAGAUGUAUGAAGUUCUAGAAGUGUAUGACAUUCUAGAAGUGUAUGAUUCUAGAAGUGUAUGACAUUCUAGAAGUGUAUGAUCCCAGAGGUGUAACUGUAAUUGUCUUAGAGAUUAUACUCACUGGUGCCUACUGUCUAAGAUA